AAAUCUGACCUUAAACUUGGAACUCGUUUGAUGAUCUUAUUUGUUUUCUUGCUUUCAUCUUGCAUAAUCCGUUAGAUUAUUGAUAUAUUAUCAAAUUUACCUUCAAUUAUUAAGCUUUUUGGGGAUGAUUUGAGGUAGUAUUAGAGCAGGAAGUCAAUAUUGAUUUCCACUUGUUGGUGCUAGAAUGUUGAUAUAAUAUUAAACUAAGAUGCUAACCCAGUCUUUCGUUUUUCUGGGGCUUCAGUUAUAUUGUUUCUGCAGUAGUUGAAAUCUUUGAAUUUUUUCAGUCUUUUGAGUUUUCUUCCGUUUGCGUAACUCUUGUUGCUGUAAUUGUUUUAAUGAUCUAGGUUCUUGAUUUUAUAUGUUUUCUCACUGGAGGGAAACAAUGAGACUGAUUAAUAUCGCCAUUCUCUGCAGGAUUUCUAUGCCAUUGCAUAAUUUAUUGACUAUAUAGUUGGAGUCGAUUAAUAGUCUUGGAGGUUUUGAAACAUGUAUGUGGUUGAGAGUAAAGGUGGUGCUAUAGCAUGUAUGCUGUUGGCGCUUUUCUUUUUGGGAACAUGGCCUGCACUCUUGACUCUCCUAGAACGACGGGGGCGUCUUCCUCAGCAUACUUACCUCGAUUACUCCAUAACGAAUUUAUUGGCUGCUGUGAUUAUUGCUUUAACACUUGGUGAGAUUGGAAAGAGCUCAGAUGAUAAUCCGAAUUUUAUCCAACAACUUUAUCAGGAUAAUUGGCCGUCCGUCAUGUUUGCGAUGGCGGGUGGUAUAGUUCUGAGUCUUGGAAAUCUUUCUACUCAGUAUGCUUUUGCUUACGUUGGCUUAUCAGUUACAGAAGUAAUCACUGCAAGUAUAACAGUUGUUAUAGGUACAACCGUGAACUACUUUCUUGAUGACAAAAUUAACAGAGCCGAGGUACUUUUCCCUGGUGUUGCUUGCUUUUUGAUUGCGGUAUGUCUUGGCUCGGCCGUUCACUCAUCCAACACAGCUGAUAACAAAGCGAAACUGGAAAAAUUUUCCGGCGAUAAAGAAAAAGGGUUGAAGACAACUCACGACGCUUCAUUUUCAAUAAAAGAUUUGGAAAGUGUCGAUUAUUUUUCACUAAAGGCAAAAGCUGGGACUGCAGACUUUCUGGUUGAACUUGAGAAUAGAAGAUCCAUUAAGGUGUUUGGUAAGAGCACAUUCAUUGGACUGUUCUUAACUUUCUUUGCUGGUGUUUGCUUUUCUCUCUUCUCACCGGCAUUCAAUUUGGCGACAAACGAUCAAUGGCACGCUCUGAAGGAAGGUGUCCCGCACUUGAAUGUUUACACUGCAUUUUUCUACUUUUCAGUCUCUUGUUUUGUUUUAGCCGUCAUUCUUAACGUCGUCUUCCUUUACCGCCCUAUAAUUGACUUGCCCAAGACAACAUUCAAGGCUUAUCUAAAUGACUGGAAUGGUAGAGGAUGGGCCUUGUUGGCUGGAUUCUUGUGUGGAUUUGGCAAUGGCCUGCAGUUCAUGGGUGGUCAAGCUGCUGGUUAUGCAGCUGCAGAUGCUGUGCAGGCACUUCCACUUGUGAGCACAUUUUGGGGAAUUCUUCUAUUUGGAGAAUACCGUGGAUCGUCCAAGAAAACAUAUGCUUUGCUCAUCAGCAUGUUGUUUAUGUUUAUGGUAGCUGUUGGUGUUCUAAUGGCUUCAGCGGGGCAUCGAAAGCAAUAGUGUUGCAAAAUCUCUAGAACUCUGUAGAAAAACACAUUUUUUCAACUACUUAGAAGGGAAUCACAGCUGUUUAAAGUUCUUAUCGGCCGUGGCGUACCAGAAAACUUACAAUCCUGAGACGAGCAAACUGGAAAAACAGUUAUUGCUUUUGACGCUAUUGUAGAUUAACACAAAAGAAUGUGCCGACUAAUUUUUUCAGUCCCAUGACAGCGAAGGAGUGGUUUGAAUUAGUUAAAUAAAGGUAACACAGUUGUUUGAAACGUUGAAAUUGUUAGUUGUACAAUGUAAUAAAGUUAUGGAAAUUUACAGUUUCUUCACCAAAAAUUAAAAAAAAAAAAAUUGAUUUUCUAUGUAUCCAGGUAGUGUAGAAGAUUUUUUAUUUUUCUUUUCUUUUGAGUAAGAACUGUAGAAGAUUUGUGUUUAUGUUAAUGUAAACCAGUUUGAAAUUCAUGUCACG
Molecule: messenger RNA, 2149 nt
Organism: Benincasa hispida (wax gourd)
Lineage: Eukaryota; Viridiplantae; Streptophyta; Magnoliopsida; Cucurbitales; Cucurbitaceae
Product: ureide permease 1-like
Biological process (GO): nitrogen compound transport
Cellular component (GO): membrane
Molecular function (GO): allantoin:proton symporter activity; uracil:monoatomic cation symporter activity
Source: RefSeq, a predicted model, not a curated record